Messenger RNA from Chiloscyllium plagiosum (whitespotted bambooshark), 4421 nucleotides. The record is from RefSeq and is a predicted model, not a curated record. NCBI's taxonomy places the organism in Eukaryota, Metazoa, Chordata, Chondrichthyes, Orectolobiformes, Hemiscylliidae.
GUGGCUCUCUGUGGUACAGUCUUGGCUAGCACGCUAUUUAAACGGCAGCUUUACAGGCUUCCCCAUUCAAAGCAAUCAGCCUCUGCACAUUUAAUGGUCUCCUUCAGAGACCAGACCACAACCAGUUCCUGUAACUUUUGCAAAAAGUUUCCCCCCUCCUCUGUAACUUUGUUUUCUCGCUGCUUUCUUUUCUUCCCCCCAACUGGCCCUUGAGAAAGCAAUCCCCUCUCCUGCACCAACACCCCUUCCGAAACAAUAAGAAAAUCAGACCCCUGCUCGGUCAGGAUGCGAGCUGUUUCAGCAGGUCUCGCCUGCCUGUACUGCACACUGCUGUUGCUGGCGUCAGGGAGCACAUUGGAUAUCGAUGCGGUGGUGCUGCUGCCGGUGGAGAGCACUUACCUGUUCUCCAUGAACAAGAUCAGGCCAGCCAUCGACUACGCCAUCCAGAGCCUGGCGGAGAGCCGGCUGAACUUCAGCGUGCGCUACCUGGACUCAGAGUGUGGCAACAAGGCGCUCUUUCACCUGGUGGACAUCAGCAUGCUGCAGAAACCCGAUGUGAUCAUGGGGCCAGUCUGUGACUACGCGGCUGCCCCGGUCGCCAGGCUGGCGUCCCACUGGAACAUCCCCAUGGUAUCGGCCGGCCCUCUAGCCUCGGGCUUCGUGCAUAAAAUGCCCGAGUAUGCCUACCUGACGCGGGUCUCUCCUUCUUACUCCAAGAUGGGCGAGAUGUUCUUGGCCAUGUUCCGGCGCUACAGGUGGAAGAGGGUAGCUCUAGUGUACGCGGAAGACUUUGAAGAGAGGACCUGCUUCUUCACCAUAGAGGGGGUCCACGUCGCCUUUGUCGGGGAAGGCUAUGAGAUACAUACUUUUACAAUCUAUGAGGAAGAGGACCAUUUCGACCACAUUGUACAGCAGGUCCAGGAACAUGCCCGGAUUGUGAUUAUGUGUGCGAGUAGUCAGACCAUAAGGAAAAUCAUGCUUGCAGCACAUCAACAGGGAAUGACCAGCGGAGACUAUGUAUUCUUUAACAUCGAACUCUUCAACAGCAGCCUAUAUGGAAAUGGCUCGUGGAAACAAGGAGAUAAAUUUGAUGUUGAAGCCAAAGCAGCGUACCAGUCGCUUCAAACUGUGACUCUACUGAGGUCAGCAAAGCCAGAGUUUUACAAGUUUGCCGCUGACAUGAAAAAUCGAUCACGUCAUCGGUACAAUUUGAGUCCUGAAGAUGACAAUGGUGUAAACAUGUUUGUGGAGGGGUUCCAUGAUGCCGUUGUGCUGUAUGCAAAAGCACUGCAAGAAGUCCUGAAGCAAGGAUACAGCAAAACCAAUGGAUCAAAGAUUGUAGAGACAAUGUGGAAUACAACCUUUGAAGGCAUAGCAGGCCAGGUAUCAAUUGAUGCCAAUGGGGACAGAUAUGGAGAUUUCUCAGUGAUCGCAAUGACGGAACCUGAAACAGGAAAUCAAGAGGUAAUAGCUGACUACUAUGGUUUGAAUGCAACCUUUGAACUCAGGCCAAACGUAAGGCUCCUUUGGGCAAAUGGAAUGCCACCUCCAGAUGAACCUAGCUGUGGCUUUACGAAGGAACAUUCUGCUACCUGUAAAUCAUGUGGGCUUGGAGAGUCUGCAGUCACUGGCAUUGUAGUCGGCUCAUUGUUGGGAUGUGCAUUGCUGCUGGCGUUUUACUUGUUCAGGAAGAAAUACAGGAUAACUAUUGAAAGACGUGCACAACUGCAUGAAGCUGACAAUGGUAAGCAUCACCAUUUGAGAGAAGACUCUGUCCGAUCCGACCUGUCAACAGCCUAAACUAUAAAAUUGAAUCUUCCCUCUUACAAACUUUCAACUUUUAGGGAGGUUUACCAAAGGUAUCACUGCAAACAAAAGGCCGAUAAGAAACGCAUUAUUUUGAAGACAAGGCUAUUAAUAUGUCAUAGAUUUUUUUUUGUUGCUUUUGAAAACUCAGGAAUAAUUCAAGUUUUACACUGCACCACUAUACUGGAAGCUUCAUCUCAUUGAAGAUGAUCAAAUGUGAUACAGCAUGUUUCAUAGAGGCCAGAAAGGACUUGCACUGGCAACCUAAAAAUAAAUCUUCAAAAGAAGGUAUUCUUUGGGUGGUUGUGUCUCCCAGUAAGUUACUGGGAACUGUCCAAUAUCCAUCCUUAAAUCUUACCGAAUAAAAUUGAUCUUAGAGCCAAGGUGAUAUAUUUUAGCAAAGUUCAUGAAUUCUCAAAUCAUACUGACAGAUGUACAUUUUUUUAAAAAAAUUACUACUAAAGGGUAAAAGUUACCUUUGGAUAUAGUUUUAUGUGAAUGCUUAAUGCAUUUAAAUCAGAUUUCUCUCUUGACUGUAACAACAAAGGUGUUCACUAUAAAUGGCCCUCUUUUUUAAGUAAAGUAGCAGAAAUUAUUUUUGAGAAAAGCAUUAAGGAUUCAUUCAUAAUAUAGAUGAUAGAAAUUACUACCCCUGUACUGCUUCAAAAUAUAUUUCAGUGGAUCCAUCUAUGUGAGUUUACUAUAUUACACAUAAAACACUGCAAUUUGUAGAUUACAUAUGUCAUAGAAGGCUCACUGAACUAGGCUGCUCUUUGCUGUGUUAUAAAAGUGAUUUAGUUUAUUGGACGUGAUAACUAAAUCUUCAGUAAUGGAUAAUGGCAACAAUAACUUACAAUUAUAUAGUACUCUAAAUGUACAAACUGGCUCAAAGUGCUGUACCGUUAUUAAUCCAGUCUAUUUUAUUGCUCUGUCAUACUUGUAAGCUGUAAACAGCGGCUAAAUCCUUGACAGCUAAGAAUCAUCUAUUUUAUACAAUAAUUAUUGACUUUAUUUACCAAGCAUUGUAAUCACAACAAUAUUGAAAAUUAUGAUGCAGUGUUAGGAAUUAAAUAUACAUCUUACAUUAAACUGUACAAUGAAUAUUGACUUUCAGCUUUGACAAUAAACAUUAUAAACAUUUGAAUAGUUUGGGAAUAUUGUCUUAAAGGGGUAUGCAAUAAAUAAGUCAAUAUUUAAUAUUUUUAGACUAUAAUGAUAAAAUAUUAAGCAAUUUGUAGUAUUUUCAACAGUAUGCUAAACAAUAUCUUGUAUAUAUGAAUUAAUUUGGAUACACUUGUACAGUGAUUGGGAAGAUGAAUUUUUUAUGUUCAUUUCAAAAAGUUUCUUAAACAUUCUAUUAUUAUUCAAGUUGAUUUAGAUGCUACUGUUAGUACAUUAGUGGGCAGUGAGAAUAUAAUUCCGAUAAUGAUCUUAUUGUGGAAGGCAGAGAAAUUGGUUACCUAUGUUGACAUAUAUAUAAUAUAUAGUAUGCUUGUCACAGUACAAAAGUUGUGGAAUAUUCCAAGUUAAUUGUUCCUCGUAUUCACCUCACUAGAUUCUAACUGCGACAUCAUGAUUUAAGCAAGUUGUACGAUAUUAAAGUGUUAUGGUCUAUGUAUAGACAUUUAUGUCCACAGUACUUUGGUUACUUUUGCUCAAUUUAGUUUAUUAAUUGUUUCUACAGGCAAAUAAUGCUUGUUUGGCCCUGAAAUAUACUCUGUUUAAGUGUAAAUACUGUACAUCUGAUGUUUUUAGCAUAUGUCUGAUGGAUUUUGUAAUGUAUUAUGCCAUCAGAUAAUGGCUGUAAAUUUAUCGUAUAACUUUCAAACCCCAAUUGCAAAGAAACAAAACUGGCUUUUAAAAAUGAAAACUCAUUAAUCAAAAAAAGAGUAGAAAAAAAUCCUUCUUAAAUAUGUUAUUUGAAGUAUUUGUGGAAUACUGAAGGUGAAUUCCAAAUUAGAUGUGAUCACUUUCAUCAGGGUUUCUUCAAAUGAGAUGAUUGCUUCGAAAUGAAAGACCGAUGCACCUGAAUUCGAAGGAAAAACCUUUACGGAAGUAAAGAUUUCAUGAGUUUUUCUAUAUAUUUUAUCACUUCCAGCAUGUACCACUAAAAGUAUUGUUAGCAACUGAUGAUAUGAAAUGGGCUGCCAAUAUUCAGAUUAUGAGCUGCUGUUUUUAAAUAUGUAAUUAGAAAUGGAAAGAAUUUGUAUUAAAGUUUAGCAAUUUAAGAAUACUGGAAAAAAAUUCUUUGAAUGCUGAUAGAUAUGGAUGUUUCAACUGCAAAUGCAAGGGUGCCAUACAGUAUAACAGUAAUAUACUGACCUAAGUAGAAAUAUCUGCAUAUAAUGUGAUAUUUAUUUAACAGUUGUGUAGAAUUUAACAUUCCUAACUGUAGAUAGUUUGUUUUUUAAAUUACAGUUGUGUUAUAUAUUCAUUCCGGAUGUGUUGGUCAGUUUUAGAUUGCCUAUACCCUGUAUUGUACCAUUUUGUCUAUUAAACGUAAUGAUGUGCAAAUGUCUUUGUAAACUGUUUUGUUUUCUGUAAACCAAUGUGUGGUAGAUUAUUCUCAGAAUAUUAGAGCAAAGCAGAUAUUGGCAAUAAAAUAACAUAUAAGU